Molecule: messenger RNA, 1896 nt
Organism: Acanthamoeba castellanii str. Neff
Lineage: Eukaryota; Discosea; Longamoebia; Acanthamoebidae
Exons: 11
Coding region: 1-1896 (631 amino acids)
Biological process (GO): autophagy
Cellular component (GO): Atg1/ULK1 kinase complex
Source: RefSeq, a predicted model, not a curated record
AUGAGGAGAGAAAGAAGCCAGAGCCUGAAUCCUUCAUCCCUUACAGGACGAGGAGGUACUAGCGCCCCAGUAUCAGAAGAGGGUGCCGACCCCUUGAAGCCUGUCGCCCCAUCCUCGGGAGCUGCUGCGAAGAACACCCUGGAGGAUAUUGUGACCAAUACAUUCCGCACCUUUGCGCAAGUCAUCAUCCAAGCACGCUCUCAGCGCUUGGGCGGCCACGACCCCGCUCCUUCCUCUUCGCCCCACCACCGUCCCGAUGUCUACUCACCAGAAGCCAGCACCUGGUUGAACUACUACCUGGACUGCUUGUGGGCGGUGGACGAAGACCUCGCGCACUUUUGGCGAGACUGGAAGCGAAACGAGAGACGAAGUGCCAUCGACCUCACUCUCGAUAUCUUUGCCCAGCUGCCCAGUUCGGACCCACCUAGCCGCAGCCGCGGCACCUCACAACAACCACCACCACCACAGCAGCACCAGCAGCAGCUGCGCCGGGACCUGGCAACUAGCCAGCCCUUCCUCUUGGAGCGCUGGGUGCUUUCCUUCAAUGCCAAGCCGAACGGAGAGGCACGACACAACACCAUCAACGUGAAGAAGACGGCGAUGGUGUUGCGGUCCGUCGGGAGCGUAGUCCGCGCCCUGCCGGCUCACAAGCUCGUCCGUCUGCGCCGCAAGCAGCCCACCUCGUUUUCUAUCGACUACGCCCUCUACCCAUCCGCCUGUGCUUCCCUCAUCUCAGUCGAGUAUGCCACCAACCUGCCCUCCUUCAAGUUCCAAGCCCUGAAGAUCGAGCCUUUUGUGAUCAGCGACUACGCGCCCUCCCCCUCUGAGCAGUCUGCUGCUCGCGGUGAACCGUCCACUGUUGGAGCGCCGGGGGUGAGUCCUACGAGGAGGAAGGAGGAGAGCGCAACCUCCUCGCCACGGGGUGCAACGGACAUCUCGGAUCGGUCUGCUCGCGAUCGCAAGUCACUGGAGCGAGCAACGUCGCUGCCCGUGUUCCUGCCCUCUUCGUCGCCCGGCAUGCAGCCACCGAUCACCUCACUGGGGGGCCAUGCCACGCCACCCGUCAUGGCCCCGGCUCUACCGCCUGCAGGCCGGGCUAAUCUUCCUUCUUCAGCUUCUAUUCCCAUCCGCGGCGCUGGCGCCUCAGGCCAGCCAAGAGGGGGUAGGGGCGGGGGAGACGACGACCACCUCGAUAUCGGGGCGCUCGCGAUGCUCGGCACAAGCACCAGCCCGCCCAAGAUGAUGAGCCCCCCUGUCUUCUCCGGUGGCGGUCUCGUAAGCCCCAGCACGAGCGCCGGUGGUGGUGGUGGUGGUGGUCUGUCGACCCGGGGGACUGCCGCGGUUGGCAGCGCGGGAAAGGGCAACGCCAACUUUUUCAACUUCUCCACGCCUCCAUUCACACGGGACUUCUUUCUGCAGCAGCAGCAGCAGCAGCAGCACUUUCCACGCUCCUCUCCCGGCUUCCCCUUCGUCGAGGACAGCGGUUCGUCCCCGUGGGAGGGCGCGGGAUCGUCGGCGUCGCGUUCGCUGGAGACGUCGGGAAGCUACAGCGAGUCGAUAUUCCCCACUCUUUUGCCACCGUCGUCCUCAGCAGAAGAUGUUGGAGAGAUACCCGGCCUCCUCUACACCAAGCUGCCCGCCUCCCAGCCCGCCUUUUCCGUCGCCACGCAAGAAAUUGAGGUGAGCUCCUUCCUGGAGUCGUGUGCGCACCCGCCAGACCUGAAGAUGUUCUCUCAGUCCAAGAAUAUGGCACAGGGAACGGAAGACCUGGAGACGCUCAGCCGCUCACUCCGUCGCUUGAGUAUCGACCUGGGCGACGCGCGAAAGCGGGCUCCCGGCAACAAGCAGUCGUCUCGCGAGACCACCGAGGACGAUCCCCUCUUUUUCGACAUGUGA